AUGGUAUAUACUAUCGUCGUUCAUCUUCAAGCUUUACCUGAAGCUGUCGAUAAGAUCAAAGAAAAGUUGAUCGAAGCUGCUUCAAUCUAUCGACAAGAUAAAGAGACCAUCGAUUGGAUAGUCAUGCAAGAUCCUAAAGAUGACACGAAAUUUUGUAUCGUGGAACGAUACGAACAAGAAAGUUCACAACAAUAUCAUCUUGGUAAUCCUUAUUGGAAAACUUUCGAUCCUUAUGUCGUACCGCUCUUGGCCAAACCGAUGGAUCUCACCAGGUGGGAAGAGAUGUGA
Messenger RNA from Tremella mesenterica DSM 1558, 288 nucleotides. RefSeq lists its product as uncharacterized. The coding region runs from base 1 to 288 and encodes 95 amino acids. The transcript is spliced from 5 exons. The record is from RefSeq and is a predicted model, not a curated record. NCBI's taxonomy places the organism in Eukaryota, Fungi, Basidiomycota, Tremellomycetes, Tremellales, Tremellaceae.